Cydia amplana is the source of this 1211-nucleotide messenger RNA. It is a transcript of the gene Kr-h1, whose product is annotated as Krueppel homolog 1-like. NCBI's taxonomy places the organism in Eukaryota, Metazoa, Arthropoda, Insecta, Lepidoptera, Tortricidae. The transcript is spliced from 2 exons. The record is from RefSeq and is a predicted model, not a curated record. The coding region runs from base 146 to 1204 and encodes 352 amino acids.
CUUUCCUUGCGCUUGCCUUGCCUUUAGCUCGCAUUCGGCCGUGGACCGCCGAUCGCGCAGCGCUUGUGUAACUCAGCUCGGGUGUCGUGCGCAACCUACAUCAACAUUGACGCCAUUGAACCACUUUGCAGAAACAUCAACGGAAAUGAUAGGUGAGGAAGAACGCUUACACCAAUGUGGGGAAUGCGGACUGAUGCUUUCCACGCGAAGUGCGCUAACUGCUCACGCGCGUUCGCAUCGGGCAGCUGCUGAUGCACAUCGUUGCGACGUUUGCCAGAAAACUUUCGCCGUGCCGGCACGUCUACAACGCCAUUAUCGGACACACACCGGCGAGCGGCCUUUCGAAUGCGAAUACUGCCACAAGAUGUUCAGUGUUAAGGAAAACUUGCAAGUACAUCGACGUAUACAUACAAAGGAGCGACCCUACCGAUGUGGCGUGUGUGGUGCGGCUUUUGAACAUUCCGGAAAACUUCACCGCCACGCUCGUAUACACACUGGUGAGAGACCCCACGCGUGUCCGCAUUGCCACAAAACUUUUAUACAAUCUGGACAACUUGUUAUACAUUUACGAACGCACACCGGUGAAAAACCAUAUCGUUGCCCGGCCCCUGGCUGCGGGAAGGGUUUCACUUGCUCAAAACAAUUAAAAGUACAUUCACGUACGCAUACCGGGGAACGUCCAUACACUUGUGACAUUUGCCUGCGUGAUUUUGGAUACAAUCACGUCUUAAAACUUCAUCGUUUCCAGCACUAUGGAGAAAGGUGUUACCGUUGUACAGUUUGUGAUGGAACCUUCAACACAAAAAAGCAAAUGGAAGCUCACAUUUACAAAGAGCACGGAGCGGAAACACCUAGAUCUUCGUCACAACAAUCUCCCCCACCACUAGCAGUUAAUGGAAACAUGAUGUGUGAUAUAGUUGAAGCUGCGCUGCAGCAGUUACCACCAACACCACCGAGCUCCCCUCCUUCACCUCAGUGUCCAGUGGUGCCUGUUCCUGUGCCAACAAUGCCAGCCUCCCCAGUCAUGCCAACAUCGUCUCCUACGCCACCUUCUCCACCACCAACUGGUUCACACUGUUCGCUUCCUCAUUCUUCGCUUCCUCCUCGAAAGCGGAAGCUUAUUCUACAACCUGAGGAACCGACCCCAGCGGUUCGUCAUACAUCAGUAAUCCAAUUUGCCCCUGCAGCUGGUGAUGUUUCGUAGCAUCUUA